Bombus pyrosoma is the source of this 4036-nucleotide messenger RNA. RefSeq lists its product as uncharacterized. The record is from RefSeq and is a predicted model, not a curated record. NCBI's taxonomy places the organism in Eukaryota, Metazoa, Arthropoda, Insecta, Hymenoptera, Apidae. The coding region runs from base 908 to 3781 and encodes 957 amino acids. The transcript has 11 exons.
AGUGUCGUUCCGUCGACACGCAGAGGCUGCAUCGGCUAUUCGUCUCUCCGUGAGAGUGUACCGCGCAGACAAGGAACCUAAACCCACAUCGACACGCACCAAGAAACACGAGGGAGAGGAAAGAGGGAUCACCACGAUGUGACAGUGACGAGCGUGCGACGCUUCCAUGAUCCGUCUCCGCUUCUCGCCCUUUUCUUACCCGCCGUGAACGGAAAAUCGGUCAGGAAGCCGAGUACUACCCCGUCCUCGAAGUUCGUCAACGAGCUUCGUCCGGAUUCUUCAAAGCGUUCAACCGGCCUCUCGUUGGCAACUUUGGUCUUGACAGGUUCGACGGAGGCACGACCUGUGACCUUGUAUCGUGAAACACGAAGACGAACCGUGACAGAGGAAAGUGAAACGCAGUGGACGCAGUGACAUAAUAGUGUGUCGUAGGGCGGAUCGUUAGGUUGACGUUCGAGACGAUGUAACGACGUUGAUAGUUACGAAACGACCGAACGAACGUAUCCGAGUUCACACGAACUGUUUCUUUCAAUUCUCCACUGCUAGGGUUAGCUUAACGUCGGUUCGUUUUCGCCUGUGGUAGAGCGGCAUAAUAUUACGCGAAUGAAAAAGAGAAGAGACGCGUGCUCGGUGGUUGAGCAACGAAUUCGAGACUUGUACGUUCCCAGGGGAACCGGUCGCCGGGCAGAGCGCGUGGAUAUGGUAACGAGGCAUUGUGCAAGGUCGGUAUGAACGGAGACUAAGGUCAGCUGGUACAGAUCGAUAUCCCGAAAUUGUCUCGGCAUAGUUGCCUCGUACGCGCGCCGCUUGUGAGAUCAGUGGUGUUUCGGGGGACGGCGGAAAUAGUGCGGAAGCGUGCUCGAGCGAGAAAAAAUUCGGCCGAUCGUGGAAAACGAAAGACGGGAGGAUGGAUGGCUGGAAGAGCUGGAAAAGGGCGGAGAAUUCGUUUCUCACAGCAUGGUAUCAGCGUGUCACAGAGUCUUACGUGGCGACAUGGUUCUUCGGGGUGUUUCAGACCAGCAGGAUGUCGACGAGCACCGCCACCGGAGGUGGAGGCGGCGGCGGGGGAGGAGGAGGAGGAGGAGGAGGAGGUAGUGGUGGCGGCGGGGGAGGGGUCGGAGGUGCCCUGACAUUGAUGGGCUGCGUCAGGGAAGCGUCGCCCCCGCCGCAGAAUCAUCAAAAUCAACAUCAUCGAACGCACGGCCUCGGCGAGUACUCGGCACAGAACAGCGUCGAUCCGCUACCAAAAGAGCCAAAGAAGCGCCGUUUCCAUCCGCUUCGUGGCCUCAGGAGAAUCUUUCGGCGUAAAAGUCGAGGACCUGCGGAUGCUCGAGUAGUCGCCAGCCAUGUUGAUCGAGAUGCGGAAAUCGUACGACUUCCGAGGGAAGACAUCACCGACAGACAUCCUGCGGGACGUCCCGAAGAGGCUCGCAGCAGGAGCGCCAGCGAGUUACUCACGGACUCGUGCGAUCGAGACAGCGGGCAAACCGCAUCGAGAAGGUGCAGGUUGACGACAUCCUGCAAGUCGCACCGCUCCUUCAAACACGUGUUCCUCAGGAGGACGGGCAUGGAGGAUUCGUUUGUGAAACUGCGAGGAGGAGCCGUAAAAUUGUCCGUUUCGCACGACAGCGUUUUCCCCGGAGAAGUUCCUCACACUCGACCUCUCUCGUCGCUGGCCAGCCUAGCUACCCUCGAGCGGAGGCAAACGAGAAAGAGCAACGAGAUCGAGCACAAGGAGUACAAUCAACACGUCGUGCAGAGGCACAGGAUAUCUCUUCGGGUGCUCGAGCAAAUAAAGACGGUCAUAGAGAACCGGAACCAGCUAGCCUCGGCGACCUCCUCGGAUACCACGAGCACCAUACACGCUGUCGGUGAACGUUAUCAGCAGGAAACCGCCGAGAAUCGUUUCAUCGGCUUCGAGAAGCAGACUAAGAACGGAGAAGAAAAUCAAGCGAAGGGCUCAAAAUCGCCAAAGGACACCAUCGAUCAUAUUAUACCUGUGGCCAAAGAAGAUUUACCGCAACUGGAAAGCGCCAGUUUGAACCAUACAGCGGCACAUCACCGAAUUGCGGUUCGACCCAAAAACCGGAGGCCUCCGAGGCGUACUGGCUCUCAAGCUGCCAACACAUCCACGUCGACGAUCACGACCAUAGCGGAGGAUUCGUUGGACAGCUUGGACCAGCAAACGGUCAGCGUGAACAGCAAUGCGUCUUCACCGACUGAACCGAAGAACGUGUCUAUCACGAGGAAAUCUUCGAGUAGAUUGUCGCGUGCGUCGGACAUUUUCGAGCAACUGGAAGCUAAACUUCCUAGAAAGCCAUCUAGCGUGGCCUCUUUGUCCCCGGACAGCCUGGACGCCGUGACUGCCCCGAGAGCGAGCGUCGAAGUGAACGACGACUUGGAGAAGCAGCCAGAAGUUCGAUCGAUCGUCAGGAAAGCGUCGAAUCGAACACCAAAGAAUACAGAAAUGUUCGAAGAGCUGGAAUCGAAGCUACCUCGAAGGAGAUCCUCCAACAGAUUGUCGAAAUCGCCUGACAGUCUAGAAGUGGCUCCCACUUGGUUCUCCAAAUCUACGGACGUCUUCGACAAAUUAAUGGAGUACGAACAAGGGAAACCCGUGACUCGAAGACUGCUAAACCCGAUCUCGAAGUCGAUCGAUCGCGUGUCCAAGUCUUCCGACAGCCUAGAAGCGAUAGAGGCGUUAGCCAGCGACGAAUCCAUCGAGCGUAGGAGGAGCAGCUUUGAGUUGCGCGCUCGCAGAUCCUCCAAGAACAUAUCAAAGUCGUCGGAGAAUUUCGAGGUUUUGGAGCAAACGCAGAUUGGAACGGAGACUGUUCAAGAACUGCAGAAGAGGAGUAGCAUUUCGGAUAUAAAUCUGUCUCGGGGAAGAAGGUUAUCGAAGAGUACGUCCAAGUCGUCGGAGGAUUUCGAGAGGAUCGAGAUAAGCGAGCCGAAAGACGAGGGGGAAAAUAUCGGAGAUAGUUUCGGGAAAUGCUGCAGGAGAUCCUCGAAACGUAUGUCGUCCGAAAGCUCUGACAAUUUGGAGUCGGAUGACAGAUUAGAAAACAGGAGAAUCAGAAGAACACCAAAAAGAAUACCGAGCACCAGUUACGUGGACAUCGUCCCAACGGACGAUGGAGAGGAAGAGAAAAGACCGAUCACGGUUAGGAAGCCAGCCAGGCUUCAGAAAUCGUCCGAAAGCUCGGAGCUUGGCAGUACGGAUACGUUGGAUUCUGAGAGGAGGAAUAAGUCGUCGGAGAGUACCGAAACUCUGGACAGUUUGGAGAGAGAUUUGGAUCAGGAUAGGAAACACGAAGAUCUCGCGGACGCUGUUGCGGACAGACGCGACAAAAAUGAUCCUUGGACCAAUAAACCUCUAAUGACGUCGCAUUCGGAACAAAUUUCAAUGGCGGACGGCACGGAGGACUCCAAAUCCUUGAUCUCAUCGGACAAAUUUUACUGGCGUCAAUCGUCGGAAUCGAAGGAGAACAUCGACAUUCAUCAAUUAUUAGCCAUCACUAUAGUUACCAGAAUGGCCGACAACGGCAAUAACCAACGAAGCUCUGUGAUUUAUCCUAAGAAGAAGCAACAGAUCACCACGUCACAGCCUACCUCGCCAGUCGCUAAGCAAGAAGAUAACAAGAUGAUCUUCGACAAUCUCCUCGUUAGUAAGAACGACGAAGAUUUACAAAACAUGUUAAACGGCAAUAUAUCCGAAGUAUCCACGGACACGAAGAGUUUCAAGGAGAAACUAAUCAUGUUCGAGAAACUCGGCAAAUGAACACUACACACAUCUACACACGUAAUUAAUUAACAGGCACGCGUUUGAUUGAUUUUCGCCUGUUUAAUGGGAAAAAAGGAUACAUAAGAAGAGAAACUGGUCGAAACUAUGCAAAGCCUUUUUUUCCUAUGUAAACUUUUUUAUAUCUGGAUUUUAUUUGUAGACUGAAUAAGCUGAAGGAAACGAAAUACGAACGAAGACGUUCGACUGGUUAAGACUAUAAGAUGGACAAUAAUGUAAAUUAUUUACUUCAAA